Molecule: messenger RNA, 538 nt
Organism: Pantherophis guttatus
Lineage: Eukaryota; Metazoa; Chordata; Lepidosauria; Squamata; Colubridae
Source: RefSeq, a predicted model, not a curated record
CGCAGGGGAUGCAGCCAGGAGUCAGAUACAAACAGCCAGAAGGCAAGACAGCCGGUGCGCCCGUUUGCCAGCCUUCCUAAAAUGCCUGCCAGGAUCCUUUUGGUGUUUCUCUUCAGCCUUCUCGCCAUGUCUUCAGCCUGCUACUUGCCGGCAUGUUCCAAACGAGGAAAGCGGACCCCAGGAGUCCGAAUAUGUAUGUCCUGUGGCCCUGACAACAGAGGGACCUGCUUCGGGCCGGAGAUUUGUUGUGUAAGAGAUCAUGGCUGCUAUUACAAGAAUGACUGGAGUGUCCGUUGCCCGGAAGAGAACUUGGACCCUACUCCCUGUGAGGGUAGUAGGGUCGUCUGCAAUGGGAAUGGUCGAUGCGGAUACACUGGCGUUUGCUGCACUCAUGAGACUUGCUUCGCUUCAACUGAGUGCUGAAAUUAGAACGGCGAGAAAGGACGGACGUCUCCGGAAAGGAAUUUGACUGUGCGGGAUGGCUCAGCUGGAGAUCUCCUUCUGUUGCAGAAAAAUAAAUGAAUGAAUUGAAUUUCAA